Messenger RNA from Trichosurus vulpecula (common brushtail), 1125 nucleotides. RefSeq names its product glycerol-3-phosphate dehydrogenase [NAD(+)], cytoplasmic-like. NCBI's taxonomy places the organism in Eukaryota, Metazoa, Chordata, Mammalia, Diprotodontia, Phalangeridae. The record is from RefSeq and is a predicted model, not a curated record. Gene Ontology annotation, molecular function: glycerol-3-phosphate dehydrogenase [NAD(P)+] activity; NAD binding; protein homodimerization activity. The coding region runs from base 1 to 1125 and encodes 374 amino acids. Gene Ontology annotation, cellular component: glycerol-3-phosphate dehydrogenase (FAD) complex; cytosol. Gene Ontology annotation, biological process: carbohydrate metabolic process; glycerol-3-phosphate catabolic process. The transcript has 8 exons.
AUGUUAUUGGAAAAACUGGAGCAGAGAGAGACAUACCAAGGACAGGAAGGUCUCCCCAGAAAAGAAGAGCCCGUCACACUUCUGUUUCCCCACUGUGAAUGUGGAAGGGGAUCCGCCAUCGCAAAAAUCAUCGGCAGCAACGUCAUGAAUUCGAGAACAUUUGACGAAGAAGUGAAGCUCUGGGUAUUUGAAGAGACGGUCGAUGGAAGGAAUCUGUCAGAUAUCAUCAAUGAGGAACACGAGAAUACGAAGUACCUGCCGGGGUACAAGUUAACUCCUAACGUGGUGGCUGUUCCAGAUUUGGUGAAAGCGGUAAGCAAUGCUGACAUCCUCGUGUUCAUCACACCCCAUGAAUUCAUUUCAAAAACCUGCUCUGAGAUAGCGGGUCAUCUGAAACCUGAAGCAUUUGGAAUCUCCCUCUCCAAGGGAAUUCAAGAAAGUCCUGGGUCUUUGAGACUAUCCACUGACAUUAUCCGAGAGAUGCUUGGUAUUGAAAUAAGUGUGUUGAUGGGGGCUAACAUUGCUAAGGAGGUGGCUGAUGAGAAGUUCUGUGAGGCCACCAUCGGAUGCACCAACAAGAAACACGGGAACAUCUUUAAGGAAUUAUUUGAAACGGACAACUUCCGAAUGACUGUAGUAGAAGACGAUGAAACUGUGGAGCUCUGUGGAGCAUUGAAAAAUGUUGUGGCACUUGGAGCCGGCUUCAUUGAUGGCUUGGAACAGGGCGAUAACACUAAGGCAGCAGUCAUCCGCCUGGGACUGCUGGAAAUGAUAAGCUUUGCCAAGAUCUUCUGCAAGAGGCCCGUACAGCUCACCACCUUCUUGGAAAGCUGUGGGAUCGCCGACCUCAUCACCACCUGUUAUGGAGGUCGAAGCAGGAAAGUGGCUGAAGCCUUUGCACGAACGGGAAAGUCCAUUGAAGAGUUAGAAAAAGAGAUACUUAAUGGACAAAAGCUUCAGGGGCCUCCAACUGUCAGAGAAAUAUACAAGAUCCUGAAAAGCAAAAACAUGGAAAAUAAGUUUCCAAUAUUUGUCUGCAUCUAUGAAAUAUGCUGUGAGGGAAAGCCAGUGAAUGAGUUCAUCUGUUGCCUGCGGAAUCUUCCACAACAUAAAUCAGCUAGUUGA